GUUGUGACCUCUUUUGUUUCAAUAGCAUGUUGCAGUUGAAACAACGUCACAAAGUUAAUUCUCCCCUGGGUUCUUGUGGUUUUAUGGUAUUUUUCAAAACUGAUCCUGAGAGAAGCACCUCCUAGCAAGGUUAGGCAUGUCUCUCUCCACCACCACCAUCUUCAUCCUCCUCCUCCUCCUGCUUGUCCUGGUCUUCUUACUCGUCAUGUCCUACAAGAAACUGAACCGUGACACGGACGGUAAAUACAAGAUCCGGCACGUCAUCUACAAGAAAGGAGGUAUCCGGGACCAGCUGAGAAACACUGUGGCGGUCCUGCAGUCCCGCCUAGGAGUCAGACUGGGUUCUCACAGCGUUAGUUCUGACAAGGACGAUCAGGAAAUGCAGGUUUUUCCCGCAGUUGAAAGACAGGAAAUGGAGGACCGGAGCGAAAACAGCCGAGAAGAAGCAGAGGACAAAGAAUCGGAAAAAAGUAUUGGAAAAACUGAAUGGUUCGUCAAAUUGAAUCAGCUCUCCGGAAGUGUUGUCUGUUCUGAUGAGGAUGCUAACCAGAUAUCUGCAUUAUAGUCCUUGAAAAUAUCAGAUUUCUCCAAAUACUAGAUAGAAACAUUCGCUUGAAAAAAUAAAUGCCGCACUUGAAAUAAUGCCUGGGUAACUAUAUGCAUUUCAGAAAUGUGGUUUUCAUAGGAAAUAUACAGUAUAUGCAUUUUCUAAAGAAGAAUUGAUGCAAAUAAAUGACACAGCUCAAAUAAAUGCAUGAAUAACAGAUUGUUACAAGUAUUGAUAAAAGGGGCUAUUUGCAGUCCAUCUUAGAUGAGCUAAGGCCCAGCGAGGCCGGCGGCGUUUCUUGGUGUUGUUGAUAAAUGGCUUUCGCUUUGCAUAGUAGAGAUUUAGCUUGUAGCGAUGAACUGUAGUUACUGACAGGGUUUUUUUUUUUAAGUGUUCACGAGCCCAUGUGGUGAUAUCCUUUACGCACUGAUGUCGCUUUUUGAUGCAGUACCGCCUGAGGGAUCGAAGGUCACGGGCAUUCAAUGUUGGUUUCUCCAGAUUCUCUGAACCAUUUGAUGAUAUUACAGACCAUAGAUGGUGAAAUCCCUAAAUUCCUUGCUAUAGCUUGUUGAGAAAUUUUGUUCUUAAACUUUUCAACAAUUUGCUCACGCUUUUGUUUAUAAAGUGGUGACCCUCGCCCCAUCCUUGUUUUUUAAUGACUGAGCAUUUCAUGGAAGCUGCUUUUAUACUCAAUUAUGGCACCCACCUGUUCCUAAUUAGCGUGUUUACCUGUGGGAUGUUCCAAAUAAGUGUUUGAUGAGCAUUCCUCAACUUUCUCAGUCUUUUCUGCCAC
Molecule: messenger RNA, 1340 nt
Organism: Nerophis lumbriciformis (worm pipefish)
Lineage: Eukaryota; Metazoa; Chordata; Actinopteri; Syngnathiformes; Syngnathidae
Source: RefSeq, a predicted model, not a curated record